This is a messenger RNA of Dictyostelium purpureum, 162 nucleotides long. RefSeq lists its product as uncharacterized. Bases 1 to 162 code for a protein of 53 amino acids. The transcript has a single exon. Lineage: Eukaryota; Evosea; Eumycetozoa; Dictyosteliales; Dictyosteliaceae. The record is from RefSeq and is a predicted model, not a curated record.
AUGGAAUCAUCUUCAGAAAACACUUUAACAUACUCUUCAGAGAAUACAAAAAGUACAUCAGAAAUAACUUCAGAGUCAAGUAAACAGGAAUUAUUACAUGAGCCAAAAAUUAGAAAUAAAUUUUUAAAUUCCUCAUUAUUUUUUAUUAAAAUAUCGAUGUAA